AUGGAAGGUUCCUGCGAAGAAAAUGUGGAUGUGGGCACCGUGGAAGCUCAAGAACAUGUGUUUUCACAACCACCCCCACCCCCACCCCCACCCCCACGUGUUCCGUCUACAUCCUCACCUGCUAAGCGCUCUACUACUCUCAACAGUGGUGCGGUGAUACGAAGUCCAAUGGUAAUGACAUCAUCACAUACAUAUGGUCUUGAUGGUUUCUCUUCUGGUAACUCAAUGCCAAGAGCUGUAGAGGAUGCUUCACCUUUGUCUACAACUACAGCUGCUGAGUAUGCAGAAAUUGAACAGAAACAAUUAGAGCUACGAAGUGUCGUAGAACACCGCAUAGUAACACUUGAACGUUUGUUACAACGACGUGAAGAGGAACUAGUAGAACUGCGUCUUCAGCUUCAAAAAACGGAAGAAGAUUAUCAGUUUAACUAUAAUCUUAUAAAGGAUCGUGAUGCUGCCCUAGAAGAAGCAGCCACACAGUUACAAUCUCUUUAUGAUGAACUUAAGAGAUAUAAGGUAGAUGAGGUCAACACUAGAAAACGUUUAGAAGUUUUAGAGCAAGAAACACAACAAUUAAGACAACGACUUCGUGAAACAGAAGUUCAACGCGAACAAAUGGUGCAGCGAACACAACAGACAUAUGAACAAAAAGAAAAACAGUUAAAAGAAAUUUUUAUGGAAAAAGAGAGAGCUUUAGAAUCUGAAAAACAAAGAUUACAUGAAGAGUAUUUGCGACGGUUUAAAAAUCUUGAUGAUGCCAGGGCGGAAUUGUCGGAAAAGAAUGAUUUAUUAGAGGUUCAGUUAGAGAAAAAGUGGAAGCAGGAAGUAGCAAGACUAGAGCAGAAGAUUUCUGAAUCCAUGGAUGCAAUGGAUCUAAUGCAGCGUGAUAAGUCAGUAAUUGAGACCCGUUGCACGGAGACAUCUCAGGCCCUUUCGCUACUAAAGUUAGAGUAUGAGGGUCUUAAAGGACGUUAUGAAGUAUUAGUUACCGAAUCGAAAGAGAGAGAUCGAAAUUGCACAGAGACAUCUCAGGCUCUUUCGCUACUAAAGUUAGAGUAUGAGAACCUUAAAGGACGUUAUGACGUAUUAGGUGUCGAAUCGAAAGAGAGAGAUCGAAAUUGCACAGAGACAUCUCAGGCUCUUUCGCUACUAAAGUUAGAGUAUGAGAACCUUAAAGGACGUUAUGACGUAUUAGGUGUCGAAUCGAAAGAGAGAGAUCGAAAUUGCACAGAGACAUCUCAGGCUCUUUCGCUACUAAAGUUAGAGUAUGAGAACCUUAAAGGACGUUAUGACGUAUUAGUUACCGAAUCAAUGGAGAAGCAGCGUAGGUACGAAGAGAAGCUGAACGAGUGUAACGCUAUUAUGGGACAGAGUGUUGCCGCUGCCGAGGACGGUAUUCGCCAGCAGACACUUCGGGUAACGGCGCUGGAUGCGGAGUGUGUCCAUCUGCGGCGGCGUGUGGUGGAGUUGGAGUGGGCGCUGCGGCUGGUCCGUCUGCAGUGGGCGGAGGAGGCCGGGCGGGCGGAGGAGGCGGCCGCGGAGGCGACAGAGCGGGGGCGCCUCGUGGGGGCCCUGCGGGCGGAGGAGCGGCGGGCUGCGGCCGAUGAGGUCCGGCGGGAGGGGCGGCGGGGGCGCGAGGAGGCGGCGGAGGCCCGGCGGGCAGCAGAGGACGCACGCGAUGAAGUCGUGCGCCGUACCCGCGAACUCCACGAGACUAGCGAGCGGGCGCAGGCGGAGGCAGCACGACUCACACGUGAACUCCACGCCAGCGAGGCCGCACGUCGCGCACUAGAGGAACACUUCCAUCUCGCCGUACAACCCGGUAGCGGCGCCGCACCCGCACUCAUCGAGUCACUCCGCCGCGAGAAGGAGGCACUAGAGCGCAAGACAAUAGAACUUGAGCGCGCUAACGCGGCGAUAAGGGACCAAGUAGCUACUUUUACUAUGGAACUACAGAACGAUCCGGCUAUUAAGUCAGCAAAGGAUACGCAGCGGCGUAUGAAUGAGCUUCAGGAAGAGCUGCUCCAAGCGCGGGAUGAUAACCAACGACUGCGCGAUAUACUGCGAGAGAAGGAGGAAGAAGUUUCGCGGUAUCAGCUGGAAAUUCUGCGGUCGCGAUCGACUGAGACUGCGGCAACGCAUCACCGUGAAAAAGAAGACAGACGUCUUCGUGAAGAAGUCAAGACUGCGAAAGAGUCUUAUGAGCGCAUGCGUCAAGCGCUAAAAGACCUACAACAAAAACAACAACAACAACAACAUCAGCGGCGACACCAUGGACGACAUGAAAGAUCUGGCAAGUCAGUAAAGCGUGAUGUAAGCAGAAACAGUAGUAGUAGUGAUUGUAGUAGUGACGGGACUAGCAGUAGCAGUACCUGUAGUAAUGAUAAAGAUGUGAAGGCCAACAAGCGUGGUCACAAGAAAGUGUUAAGUAGUACAACACAGAAAGAAACAGUUCUAUUACGUGAGGCAGAGAUGUGGCGGCAGAAGUAUUUGCAACUUGAGCAACACGUUCGUGAUUUGCUUCGUGAGCGUGAUGUACUCAGAAAGGAACUUAACCUGACUAAACAGGAUGUAGACGCACUGACGAGCGAGAAACGCUCUCUUCUCGAUCUUAAUUCUCUUCUAAAGGCGCAAUUAAGGGAUGCUUAUCGGACAGCACUAGAAUAUCCACCACCAACACCACCACUACCAGUUCCACUACCACUACCAGAAGGACAACAACAACAACAACAACAACAACAACGAGAAAAAGUUUCCACUUCACAUCAAAUGAGUUCGGGGCUUUCCGCUAACCGAACAGCGACGAAAGAAUCGUCUUAUUCGGUCCCACAUCUUGCAGUAGAUAAUGUUUUUAACAGUACUACAGCCCCACAAUCUUCAGCAGAAGCAGAGCGUAUUUCAGCUUUGGAGGAGGAGCUAGCUGCAAUGAAGGCGUUUAUGGUGACGCAGCGUCAGGCAUCCAUGCGUACGUCUCAUCCUUCGGGAGGAACUACUGUUUCUGCGAAGGAGCAGUCGACAAUUCGAAAAUUACAGAGACAUCAUCAACAACAACAACAAAUUCCUUCUUCUACACAGACAAGACGCCCUACCGUUCGAAGUGGAGCCCCAGUGGUACAUCGAGGCUCAUCUGCUGUGCGUCAUUAUGGCUACAUGUAG
Trypanosoma theileri is the source of this 3156-nucleotide messenger RNA. RefSeq lists its product as uncharacterized. The transcript has a single exon. The record is from RefSeq and is a predicted model, not a curated record. Bases 1 to 3156 code for a protein of 1051 amino acids. Lineage: Eukaryota; Euglenozoa; Kinetoplastea; Trypanosomatida; Trypanosomatidae.